ACCACAGCAGCUCCAACCACAACCACAGCAGCUCCAACCACAACAACAGAAACUCUAACCACAACUACAGUACCUCCAACCACAACAACAAUUCCUUCAACCACAACAGCUGCACCAACCACAACAACAAAAGCUAUAACCACAACCACAGCAGCUGCAACCACAACAGGUUCUCCAACCACAACAACAGAGACACCAACCACAACAACAGCAGCUCCAACAACAACAACAAUUCCUUCAAACACAACAGCUGCACCAACCACAACCACAGCAGCUCCAACCACAACAACAAAAGCUCUAACCACAACUACAGUACCUAAAACCACAACAACAGAGACACCAACCACAACAACAGCAGCUCCAACCACAACCACAGCUGCUGCAACCACAACAGGUUCUCCAACCACAACCACAGCAGCUCCAACCACAACCACAGCAGCUCCAACCACAACAACAGAAACUCUAACCACACGAACCACAACUACAGUACCUCCAACCACAACAACAGAGACACCAACCACAACAACAGCAGCUCCAACCACAACAGCAAUUCCUUCAACCACAACAGCUGCACCAACCACAACCACAACUGCUCCGACCACAACAGCUUCUCCAGCCACAACUACAGUACCUCCAACCACAACAGCUUCUCCGACCACAACAACAGUUUCUCCAACCUCAACUACUGUACCUCCAACCACAACAGCAACUUCAACCACAACCACAGCUGCUCCAACCACAGCAACAUCUGCUCCGACCACAACCACAGUUGCUCCAACCACAACAACAGCAGCUUCGACAACAACAACAGCAACUCCUACCACCACCACAGCUGCUCCAUCCACAACCACAACUGCUCCGGCCACAACAACAGAGGCACCAAUCACAACUACAGUGUCUCCAACCACAACCACAGCUACUCCAACUACAACCACAGUGGCUCCAACCACAACCUCAGCGGCUUCAACCACAACAACAGUUUCUCCAAAUACAGCAACAGAGACACCAACCACAACUACAGCAGCUCCAACCACAACCACAGUGGCUCUAACUACAACCAUAGUUUUUCCAACAACAACUACAACUGCUCCAACUACAAUCACAGUGGCUCAAACCACAACCACUGCAGCUCCAACCACAACAACAGUUUCUCCAACUACAACAACAGAGACACCAACCGCAACUACAGCUGCUCCGACCACAACAGUUGCUCUAACCACAACAACAGUAACUCCCACCACAACCACAGCUGCUCCAACUACAACCACAGUGGCUCAAACCACAACUACUGCAGCUCCAAACACAACCACAACCACAACCACAGCAGCUGCAACCACAACAACAGAAGCUCUAACCACAACAACAGCAGCUACAACCACAACCACAGCUGCUGCAACAACAACAGCUUCUCCAACAACAACAGCUGCUCCAACCACAACAACAGUUCCUUCAACCACAACAGUUGCACCAACCACAACCACAGCAGCUCCAACCACAGGUGCUCCAACCACAACCACAGCUGCUCCAACCACAACAACCACAGCAGCUCCAACCACAACAACAGAAGCUCUAACCACAACUACAGUAGCUCCAACCACAACAACAGCAGCUCCAACCACAUCCACAGCGGCUGCAACCACAACAGUUGCUCCAACCACAACCACAGCAGCUCCAACCACAACCACAGCUGCUCCAACCACAACAACAAUUCCUUUAACCACAACAGCUGCACCGACCACAACCACAGCAGCUGCAACCACAACAACAGAAGCUCUAACCACAACAACAGCAGCUACAACCACAACCACAGCUGCUGCAACAACAACAGCUUCUCCAACCACAACAACAGUUCCUUCAACCACAACAGCUGCACCAACCACAACCACAGCAGCUCCAACCACAGGUGCUCCAACCACAACCACAGCUGCUCCAACCACAACAUCAAUUCCUUCAACCACAACAUCAAUUCCUUCAACCACAACAGCUGCACCAACCACAACCACAGCAGCU
Messenger RNA from Xiphophorus maculatus (southern platyfish), 2010 nucleotides. Its product is annotated as mucin-5AC-like. The annotation marks the transcript as partial. The transcript has 4 exons. NCBI's taxonomy places the organism in Eukaryota, Metazoa, Chordata, Actinopteri, Cyprinodontiformes, Poeciliidae. The record is from RefSeq and is a predicted model, not a curated record.